AUGUGGAGUGCUUUAUCGCAGGGAUUUUCGGCAGUCAGAGAGAUCUGCAAUAUCUAUGCUUUCCCCGUUGUCUCGGUAGAAUUGUCCUUUGACAAGUUCACGUGGCAUGCGAAGACUCGUGUAUCUCAUCGCCACGAUUCAAGGCUGAAUAAAGAUGACCAAUUUGCUUUUCUAUUCGCUCAAAACAGUGACAUCUCGGUCGGCGGUCUCGAACAGAAUCGGCCACCCACACUAUUUGAUAGUGUCAACGGUAGUGUCUUGUUGUGCUCAACUCCCGAGUUCCUGGUACAAGCUAACCAAAUCGGUAUGGCCGGAGAUAUGGAAGAAAAGGGACAAUCGUUACUUACAUGA
Molecule: messenger RNA, 351 nt
Organism: Fusarium graminearum PH-1
Lineage: Eukaryota; Fungi; Ascomycota; Sordariomycetes; Hypocreales; Nectriaceae
Exons: 2
Coding region: 1-351 (116 amino acids)
Source: RefSeq, a predicted model, not a curated record